Molecule: messenger RNA, 5616 nt
Organism: Gadus morhua (Atlantic cod)
Lineage: Eukaryota; Metazoa; Chordata; Actinopteri; Gadiformes; Gadidae
Product: protocadherin alpha-C2
Exons: 3
Coding region: 389-2833 (814 amino acids)
Biological process (GO): homophilic cell-cell adhesion
Cellular component (GO): plasma membrane
Molecular function (GO): calcium ion binding
Source: RefSeq, a predicted model, not a curated record
AUGCAUGUCCUUAUCCUCCUUGUAGGUGUUGAAACUACAAUAUGUAGAAUUAAAUAAAUGUGUCAACGUUAUCUGCCCACGGUUUUCUACAAAACCGUAACAGGCAUGAGACUCCCUCCUCCUCAUCAUCCUCCUCCUCCUCUUCCUCACACGGAACGAGGACACCAGAGCAAGCCCACCUCCUCCCGUCUCUCCGCUCAAACCACCUCGCACCGACGGCCUACUGCAGCUGUAGCGCAGCUGGGCGAUGGCAUCGGCCGUCCUUUACGCGACACGGGUCUGAUUGUGCAGAGGAAGAAGAAUUAGAAGAAAAGGAAGACACAGAGGAACGGCUCGUCUGGUGGUCGCUCGUCGCGCGCUAACGGACUCUAUUUCCCACCCUCCCGUCAUGGCGCUGUGUGCGUCGGCUCCGCGGACACAAUGGAUGGCGGCUCUCUGGCUGCUUGCAGCGCUGUGGGGACGCGCGGCCGCCAUCACCCGCUACUCCAUCCCGGAGGAGAUGGCGGCGGGCUCGGUGGUCGCUAACCUGGCCACGGAUCUCGGACUGGAGGUCCGCAGCCUGAAGGAGCGGGCGGCGAAGCUCGACGUGAUCCAGAGCAAGAACUACCUCGACAUCAACAAAGAGACGGGAGACCUGGUGAUCCGCGAGAAGAUCGACCGGGAGAGCAUCUGCAUGAGUAAGACCGCCUCGUGCUUCCUGAAGAUGGACGUGGUCCUGGAGAACCCAAUCCGGAUCUUCAACAUCGAGCUGGAGAUCAUGGACAUCAACGACAACGCGCCGGUGUUCCGGAGGAAGACGAUGCACCUGGACAUCUCCGAGGCGGCCGCUCCCGGCGAGAGAUUCUCUCUCACGAACGCCGUGGAUGCGGACGUGGGCGCGAACUCCAUCAAGACCUACUUCCUCAGCGAGAGCGACUCGUUCAGCAUCGACAUACAGACCGGCAGCGACGGGUCGAAAUACGUCGACCUGGUUCUCAACAGCGAUUUGGACAGAGAACAACGCGGUCUCCAGACGUUGAUCCUGACGGCGGUGGACGGUGGCGUUCCCGCCCGCUCCGGGACGGCCAGCAUCGUCAUUAACGUUCUCGAUAUCAACGACAACGCCCCCGUGUUCAAUCAGUCUGUAUACACCGUCAAUGUCACGGAGAACGCGUCGCUCGGCUCGGUCGUGAUGACUUUGAACGCGACGGAUCAGGACGAAGGUAAGAACGCCGAGUUGUUGUACUCCUACACGCUUUACACGUCCGAGAAGACCCAGGAGAUCUUCUCUCUAGACCCCAACACCGGCGAGAUCAAAGUGAAGGGGCCCAUCGACUAUGAGGAGAUCCAAAGUUUUGAGAUGUACAUCCAGGCCCACGAUAAGGGCUCCACGCCGCUGUCGGGCCAGUGUAAGGUCACACUGUACGUGGUGGACCUCAACGACAACUAUCCCGUGGUCACCAUCAAGUCCCUGAAGACGCGGGUCCCGGAGGACGUCCCCGUGGGGACGCUGAUCGCCGUGGUGAGCGUCAGCGACAAGGACUCGGGCGCCAACGGCGAGGUGGAGAUCUCCCUGAACCACGCCGCCCGGCUGCCCUUCGUCCUCAACAAGUCCUCGGAGGACUACCUGGAGCUGCUGGUGUCCCAGCCCCUGGACCGCGAGACCACAAGCCGCUACGAGAUCACGCUGAGGGUCCGGGACCGCGGCUCCCCCCCGCUGGGCGAGAACGAGACCCUCAUCCUGGAGGUGCUUGACAUCAACGACAACGCGCCCGCCUUCCCGCAGUCGUCCUACACCAUCCACGUGGCGGAGAACAACGCCCUGGGCGCGCUGCUCACCUCGCUGAGCGCCUACGACCCGGACCUCAACGAGAACCAGUACCUGGUGUACUUCAUCAUGGAGAAGGAGGUGGCCAACACCUCCAUGUCCAUGCUGUUCUCCAUCAACCCCGAGAACGGGAACCUCUACGCCCUGAAGACCUUCGACUACGAGAUCGAGCGGGACUUCCUGUUCCACGUGGAGGCGCGGGACUCGGGCAGCCCGCCGUUGAGCGCCAACGUGACGGUGCGCGUAGUGGUGCAGGACCAGAACGACAACGCCCCGGUCAUCGUGGCGCCGUGGCGGCCCCAGGGUUCGGUGGUGGAGGAGGUCAUCCCCCGCUCGGCCGACAAGGGCCACCUGAUCGCCAAGGUGAUCGCCAUCGACGCCGACGCGGAGCAGAACGCCCGCGUCACCUACCAGGUGCUGCAGAUGAGCGACGCCUCGCUGUUCAGCCUGGACCAGUACAACGGCGAGAUCCGCACCGCGCGCAUGUUCAGCUACCGCGACCCGCGCCAGCAGCGGCUGGUCAUCGUCGCCAAGGACAACGGGGAGCCGCCGCUGUCGGCCACGGUGACGGUGAAGAUCGCCACGGUGGAGAACGCCCUGCCCUUCUCCGAGGCCACGGAGGUGCCCAUCGAGUACGACGUGUUCACCGACCUCAACCUGUACCUGGUCAUCGGCCUGGGCGCCGUCUCCUUCCUGCUGCUCAUCACCAUCCUGGUCAUCAUCGUGCUCAAGUGCCAGAAGCCCAAGCCCAAGCCGCUGAAGAUGCCGCCGCCCAACCGCAACAGCGUCAUCAGCCGCAACAGCAUCAUCAGCCAGCGCAGCUCCACCAUCGCCGACUCCACGCUCAUCUCCAGCGACGCCUACUGGUACAGCCUCUUCCUGGCCGAGACGCGCAAGGGCAACGUGGUGGUGCGUCAGCCCAUCGUCCCCAAGGGCGCCGGCUACUUCGUGUCCAGCAUACCCCGGAGCAUCGGCCCGUCGGAGAUCAGCGACUCCCGGGCCUCCACCCUCGAGUACUCCAAAUGAAAGGACCCGUUCGGAGCUGCCCUGGAGGAGGAGGAGGUCAAGAUGAAACCGUCCACUCGAGGGACUCUCUCUGAGGAACACUGCACCGUUUGUUAAAAAAAAACACACAAAAUAAACAAAGAUAGAAGGAAAAAGAAAAGCUUUGGAUCCGAGCUUCUGAAACUCUGCAUAAACCCCGGCCCGCCGGCCAGCUGACCUCGUCCAGGACCCCGUCUCCUCCCUGCUGCCCGUCACCUCCGUCAGCAUGCACCUGCACGUCUCCAUCUCCUCUUUCUUUACAGUAUUCAAAAAAUAAGAGUAAGAAAACAACACAAAAAGUAUUUUAUAACGACCUCCAGGCCAGUUCAGGGUGUAUUUUAUCAAGUAUUUUAACUCUUAGAUUCAACUUCUAGAAACACUUAAAACCGGGAUCCAUGUCAUCUCUUAACGGGUAAGUCAAGCUGUCAAAAUUGAACCACAUGGCGCGAGUAUUUGUAACGUAUUUGAAUCACUUAUCAGUAUAGCAUCAUUAUCAGCAGCCAUUAACAGACUCAUGCUGACUGCUUAAAUACACGCCAACAACAAACCUACUUCACCCACAGCACGAAGGGCCCCUAUUCGACCAGGGAUGGAUCAGCCCAGCAGUUGGUACAUUCCAAAGGAGACAAGUAGGCUGGCUGUCCGUCAAACAUCUGGGCGUGUACUUCCACUAUGAUGUCAUAACAGGGUAAAUUUGAACUAGCUCGUAAAGGCUAAUGAGAAGGACACCUAGUGGUACAACACGGGGCGCGUAACCAAGACGCUUUUAUAAGGAGAAGCAAGGAGAGAUGGAGAAUAAAUAUAUAGCGCAGUUUAUAUUCUAAACUGCAGUCUAACUUAUAAUUCAACGGUACAAUCCAGACGGUUCCUACGAUGAAAAAAAAUAAGUUGAAAUUGAUUCAAUAGAGUUCCAACGUAAAACCCAAUAGUUUUCUAAAACUAGAUUAUACUAUUGAUUAAAAAUGAGAAAAAAAGUAUUCUUUCAAAGCAAAGCAUUUGAGGAAAAAAAUGUUUUGCCUAUUUUGUAAUUAUGAAUUGUAUGAAAAGAACAAGACGGUUUCAUUAUGGAAAAAAUUUUGGUUUUAAGUUUUACUGGAAUAUAAUUUUCCAGUGGCUGUGUGUAUUUUUAUUAAUAUUUUUUAUGUUUAAUUUAUAUAUAUAUAUAAUGUGACAAUUAAUUGCUGCUUUUGUGAGUAUCUUGAAUGAUUUUGUGUUGCAUAUUUGUACUAAAGUCCACACACUGUUUGGACACGUGAGAAAAGCUUGAAAGUUUCACAGUCCGAAAUAAUCAGCGAUCUUGGAGAAAGAGGAAGAGAGUAGAGAGUUGACCCCAGAACUGAAAGAAGAACAGCCGUCUUAUCAUGAAUAUAUGUACAACAAUAUCUAGUAAGUAUUAAGGCAAUCAGCAUAAGGGAGCGAAAUAAUCCAUUAGUGUUGAACCUCGUAUUAAAAUGAAGGAUAAGGAUAAAGCUAUUGAUAAGUUUGAAGGUAUUAGUCAUUUAAACAUUACUCUAUUCAAAUGCUUCCUAUUGGUUUCUUUGACGACAGGAACCGCCCAUGACUGCUGUUGCUCACGUUUGAUUGGUUCAUUCUCCCAUGCUGCAGAGCCAAACCCAUAGACCUCUGAAGAAUAAGUCCCGCCUCCGAGACCCCGGGUCCCUCGGGCAAAUGUCUAUGGCAAAUAACUUGGGUUUUUGAAUGAUCGUACAUAACAAACUCUCUAGGUGGUGAAGAAGUAAAAGCUGGUUCACGUUUUAAACUACACACUUUUUCCAUCUAGCUUCGACUGGGUAUUUGGAUUGUCGGUGCCGUUAAAGUAGCAUUAAUAAUAGUUUACUACUUUAACCAACCAACCAAUCCAAAAUCCCAGUUGAAACUAGAUGGACAAAAGUGUGUAGUUUAAAACAUGAACCAGCUUUUACUUCUGCGCUAUCUACGGAGUUUGUUAUGUGCGAUCAUUCAAGAAACCCAUCUGACAUUAGACCGAGGGAACCGGCGCCUCGGAGGCGGGACUUAUUCCUCAGAGGUCCAUUCUAACCAAACCGAUUGGCCACGACUAACAGAAACAUAAACAGCCAGACCAGAUGUGCUACUUUGUGCCUUGGCGCUCGUUCCUCUCCGGCGCGGCGUCCUGAACGCAGGUUACUCCACCAGUCCCCCUUGUUGCCUGGGAAACCGAUCUGGAUUGAUUAGAACGCCCCGAGGGGCGUCGGCACGCUAUGACCCCUGACCCCCCUGACCCCUGACCCCCCUGACCCUCUGACCCGUCGCACUUCACAACAGAUGCUCUGUUGCUUCCUCAUCAACACGCGGAAACGUCUAUAAAUCCUCCCCCCCCCCCCCCCUCUUAACCCCCCUACUCCUUUAUACUUUGUGCUUUUUUAUAUCCAUAUAAAUAUAUAUACAUACAGUGCAUUCUUUUGAUAACGUUUGAUUUCCUGUUAUUACUUGGCGAUGCUUGCUUGUUGUGGUUUCUCGUUCCCGUCUGCUUCCUAGUUCUUUCUUUGCUCAUCGGUCGACCAGAAUGUACAGUUUAUAUCCUGAAACAACGCCGUUCCCGUGUGUCUCCGUGUGUCUUUAGUGGUGGUGUGUGAGAGAGAGAGAGAGAGAGAGAGAGAGAGAGAGAGAGAGAGAGAGAGAGAGAGAGAGAGAGAGAGAGACCCUAGGUUUCAUUUCAAAGCAGUGAAAUAUGCGUUUUUCCAGUUUAUUUCGAUUGAAAUGUUCUGCCCGACGAUGCAGAUUUGAAAUAAAAUCUUUUAAUCCGU